This is a messenger RNA of Vicia faba (fava bean), 822 nucleotides long. Lineage: Eukaryota; Viridiplantae; Streptophyta; Magnoliopsida; Fabales; Fabaceae. The record is from the annotation of a GenBank genome assembly.
AUGUCAAAUAUUGUUAUUGUUUUCGACUUCGACAAAACCAUCAUUGAUUGUGAUAGUGAUAACUGGUUGAUUGAGGAAUUAGGUUUCACUGAUUUGUUCAAUCAGCUGCUUCCCACAAUGCCUUGGAAUUCUGUCAUGGACAAAAUGAUGAUGGAGUUUCAUUCACAUGGUAUAACCAAUGAAGAUAUUGAAAAGGUUCUUCAUAGGAUUCCAAUUCAUCACAGAAUAAUACCUGCUAUUAAAUCAGCAUAUGCUUUAGGAUGUGAUUUGAGGAUUGUGAGUGAUGCGAAUAUGUUUUACAUCGAAACUAUUUUGAAGCAUUUGGGAAUAAAGAAAUACUUUUCGGAGAUUAAUAGUAAUCCAGGUUAUGUUAACCAAGAAGGAAGGGUUAGAAUUUCACCUUAUCAUGACUUUAACAAGGCUUCACAUGGAUGUAUUAAUCCUUGCCCUCCAAACAUGUGCAAGGGUUUAAUCAUUGAUAGAAUUCAAAAUACAGUUUGUGAAGUGGAUAACAAGAGGUUCAUCUACCUUGGUGAUGGUGCUGGUGAUUACUGUCCUAGUUUGCGCCUUAGAGAAAGAGACUUUGUUAUGCCGAGGAAGAACUUUCCAGUUUGGGAUUUGAUAUGCAAAGAUCCUUCACUUGUUAAGGCCGAAAUUCAUGCUUGGUGUGAUGGAGAAGAGCUUGAACAAGUUUUGAUGAAGUUAAUCAACGUGAUUAUGAUGGAUGAGCAUGUUCAAUUCAUUGCAUCUGAUUGCAAACUACAAACUCUAUCCACUUCUGUGAUUGAAUCCUUUCCGAAAGCUCUUCGAGUUCAGCCAUAA